Molecule: messenger RNA, 1758 nt
Organism: Schizosaccharomyces octosporus yFS286
Lineage: Eukaryota; Fungi; Ascomycota; Schizosaccharomycetes; Schizosaccharomycetales; Schizosaccharomycetaceae
Product: spermidine family transporter
Exons: 1
Coding region: 1-1758 (585 amino acids)
Biological process (GO): transmembrane transport
Molecular function (GO): transmembrane transporter activity
Source: RefSeq, a predicted model, not a curated record
AUGUCUUCUAGUGAUCCUGAUGCGUCUUGGAACAUUCACGAAGUGCAGGAGGUUCAAUCUGCAACCGCACAUCCCGAGACUUAUACAUUGUCAAGUAAGAACAAUGUAUCGCAAAACGAGGGAGUUUUUCAUUCCCUAUCAGAUCUAAAUCAUCGGACAUCAACCCAUUCGCAACAGCAAACGUCUUCUUCUUUUAUACCUCGGGAUGAUGAUGAUACUGGUAAAAACUCGAUCCUUCAAAAUAAGCUUUCGGAAACCUCAGAGAAGGAAGCUUGGAUACCUGCAGAUGCAGCAGAGAGAGGAGAUAUUGAGAAUCAAGAUCCUUCUGGAAAAAUAUAUCCAAGAGUUAAUGAUCCUGAUGCUUUUAUUUAUACAAUUAACCCAGAUUCUCCACAUCUUGCUGUUAAUUGGCCCUUUUCUCGUAAACUAAGGACUACGGCUGUAUAUUCUUGGGCUGCGUUUUGUUCUACCUAUGCUUCAUCAGUUUUUUCCGGUCCUACAGAAGUUCUUCCUAAAUUGUAUCAUAUUGGCAUGACAGUCUCUCUUCUAGGUACUAGUUUGUUCAUUUGCGGUUACGGUUGUGGCCCAGUCGUCUGGGGUCCGCUGUCAGAGUUAUUUGGUAGAAAAUCACCUGUGGCUGUCGGUAUGUUUGGCUUUGCCAUUUUCAACAUUGCAGUGGCCGUUGCCAAAGAUAUCCAGACAAUCAUGAUUUGUCGAUUCUUUAGUGGUUUCUGUGCUAGUAGUCCUAUGGCAAUUGUCGCUGCUGCUUUCGCGGACAUGUAUUCCAACCGACAUCGGGGUACUGCUAUCACGAUCUUCGCUGCCCUAGUCUUCGGUGGCCCUUUACUAUCCCCGAUCAUCAGCGGAUUUAUUACGAAAUCUUAUUUGGGCUGGAGAUGGACCGAGUACAUUACUUCAUUCAUGGGAUUCUUUGCUGUUGUGAUUGUCGUCUUUUGUUGCGAAGAAACUUAUGCAAAGAAAAUUGUAGAGAACAGUGCUCAACUCUAUCGUUCGCGAAAUAACAACUACUUUGUGCAUGCCUUGACAGAGGAACAGACGCUAACUCCUCAAAGUGUACUCAAAAACUAUUUGUUGAUUCCUAUCAAGCUUUUAUUUACGGAGCCGAUUGUCUUCUUGGUUACACUCUAUUCUUCUUUUGUAUAUGGUAUUCUAUACUUGCUUUUGGAAGCAUAUCCAAUUAUUUUUUCUGAAAAACGCCAUUUCUCCAUGGGUGUUGCUGAACUCCCUUACAUUGGUUUGUUGGUGGGCGUGUUUAUUGGCAGCGGUAUCAAUAUUGCUUUUGAGCCUUGGUACUUUCGACAGGUGUUAAAGCUUGGUGGAAAGCCGUAUCCGGAGGGUCGUCUUCCACCCUUGAUUAUAGGUGCCUUCAUCUUUCCUGCUGGUAUAUUUUGGAUGGCAUGGUCAGGUAACUAUACACAUGUUCAUUGGGUCGUACCUAGUUUGUCUGGUUUGCUUACUGGAGCUGGAAUUUUGCUGAUUUUCUUGAAUUGUUUAAACUAUUUAAUUGAUGCUUAUUUGUUUCGCGCCGCCUCGGCGAUGGCUGCUAACACAAUGAUGCGUAGUUCUGUUGCUGCAGGAUUUCCUCUUUUUGCUAUUCAAAUGUUUCAUAACUUGGGUAUUGGCUGGGCUGGAUCUGUUUUAGGUUUCAUCGCUAUUGCCUUAAUCCCAGUUCCCAUCGUUUUCUACUUUUUUGGUAGAAAAAUUCGUUCUUGGAGUAAAAUGACCGUCGUGAUGUGA